This is a messenger RNA of Megalopta genalis, 1348 nucleotides long. RefSeq names its product serine protease 33. Gene Ontology annotation, molecular function: serine-type endopeptidase activity. Lineage: Eukaryota; Metazoa; Arthropoda; Insecta; Hymenoptera; Halictidae. Gene Ontology annotation, biological process: proteolysis. The record is from RefSeq and is a predicted model, not a curated record.
AUGGAAAAAGUACCAUUCGCGGUGCGGUAUGAACCAAACGGAAUCCCGUUCGGCGUUAAUGAACACGCCUGUUUGCUAAUUGCAGACGUGCCCUGCGGACAUGGAGCGAUUGGCACACGUGCGGCCAGACUCGUCGGUGGAGAAAAUGCGAUACCGCGCGAAUUUCCUUGGAUGGUUAGCAUCAGCAGAAAAGGUGGACACUUUUGCGGCGGUACCAUUCUCAACUCAAAAUUCGUCCUAACCGCUGCCCAUUGCUUGUGCUCAUUCACAUCCUUGGUGCCAAUUGGUCAGCUGCGAGUCAGUCUGGGGGAAUACAAUCUGAGGGAACCGGAAGUGCCCCCGUCGUUGGAGGAGAGAGUGACGAACGCUAUUUUACACCCCGGCCACAAAUGCGGAAAAUUCGUAGACGAUAUUGCCCUCCUGGAACUCGCUCGGCCAAUCAGUUGGUCGGAAAGCGUGAAACCCGCCUGUUUACCUGUGGCCACAGGGAAACCAGGACACAGUACCUUCGGCGGGGAACUAGCUAAGGUGGCCGGAUGGGGUUGGCUUGGCGAAAACAGGACCCAACAUAAACGAGCAGACGUGCUGCAGAAAGUGGACGUUCGCGUGAUUGAGAAUCAGGUUUGUCGUGAAUGGUACGCCAGCCAGAACAAGUCGGCACGCGUGGAGCCGAAGCAAAUGUGCGCCGGCCAUGAAGCGGGCGGUCGGGACUCUUGCUGGUCUGACAGCGGCGGACCUUUGAUGAUUGGAAGUCAUCCGGGCGGCAGUAUGAUGGUCGUAGGUGUAAUCUCGUGGGGAAUAGGAUGCGCCCGAGCACGACUUCCUGGUAUAUAUACACGAGUCUCGGAAUACAUACCUUGGAUCACACGAUAUGCGCUUUUUAUACGAUAAAGAAAAUUUCAAAGCUUCGUUAUUCCACCGAUUUAAUUUUCUAUGGAGCUUGAAUAGUUAGAAUGCGGAUCUUUGACAUUUGCAACUUGUAAAAUACAAUAAGAUGUUUAAAUUAACAAACGUUAACCCUCUGUUCGCCGUAACAAGUUUGUUAAUUGAAAAAAAUACAUUUUUUAAAAUUCUCUUUUAUAAUAACGUAUAAAAAUGAAACAUUUUAUAAAGAUCAGCAAUUGAGCUAGUUACGAGUUCAAGAGUAAAUUUAAUAUACUUAAUUUUUUUUUUUUAAAAAAAGUAUAUUAAUCAUCGAGUAAAAUACCAACAAUAUUAAGAGUAUGAUAGUAUAUUCUUAAUGCUCGACAAAGAGUAAUAUUAGAUGGUUAAAUGUAAGAGAAUGUGAUAAUAAGUAAGAUAUCCUGUUAUGUCGUUAUAUAAGUAAUUUAUAACAUUCACCUCUCUG